Messenger RNA from Argentina anserina (silverweed cinquefoil), 1063 nucleotides. RefSeq lists its product as uncharacterized. The record is from RefSeq and is a predicted model, not a curated record. The transcript has a single exon. NCBI's taxonomy places the organism in Eukaryota, Viridiplantae, Streptophyta, Magnoliopsida, Rosales, Rosaceae. Bases 329 to 877 code for a protein of 182 amino acids.
AACAAUGGCUAAAACCAUUGAAUUUUCAUUAUUAAUCUACUUUCUAUGUAUUGGUUUAAUGUGCUUGAAAUACAUGCAUAUUCAAAAUGGUUGAUAAGUCGCAAUAUUUUUGCACCUUCUCCGCCGCCACCAAGAAGGGAAGAACAAUAAUAUGGACUCCCCAGCCAGCCUUGUUUGUUUCAUUUAAUGCAAACUUAAUAGCUAACCAUCUUCCUGAACCAACUUUGCCUUCUUUUCCAUCACAAUAUUAACACCACAUAACAACACUCAUCCUCCACAUUUCGUCACACACCCUUUUUAGCUACCAGCAAUUACAUCUCCGCUAGAAAUGACGACCUCCUUCGCCGUGAGGCUCCCUUCAUACCGGAGGCUGAAGCAGCGCCACGACGACGAAGAUAAUGGGUCUGAGGAGGAUGGUUACUACGACUUCGAGAAGGAGAGGGUGGUGGUCGCGAAGCCGAGGAGUAGUUAUACUAGCAGCAGUAUGAUCAGUUGGUACAAGCUCAAGUCUAAGCUGGCGCCGAGUGUAGGCCUGAGGAGGAGGAGGCUGAGGGUGAGGAGGAGAGUGGUAAGCUUGAGUAGGUUGUUGUUGCUGAGGAGGAAGCUCAAAUUGGCUUACCGUCAUCUCAGAGUUUUGUGCCGGAAAGUGGUCAAGAGAUUCAAGGACGGGCAGUCUCAUCUUGGCGAUCUGUUUGCCGGGAACUAUAUGUUCUUGCAGAUCGCUCCCUCGUCGUUGAAGUGCCUUGAAAACCGCCGGAGCUAUCUCACCGGAGCAGUUGGGGGUCAGAAGCAACACCACCACCUCCACCACCUUCAGCUUCAGAGCUUCCCUAAUUCGAGGACAACAGGGAUGGGAUAUACCUUCCCCAGAAACUAAUUAUCAUCGUUAGUAUCUUUAUUUUCGUCGAAAUCAAAGUGCUUCUGCUUUGUUGAGUAGCUCUUUUGUCUGAAGCAUAGCCAAACCUUAAGGUGCUGUGUUUGCUUCUUGUAGAAAAGUGCUUGUAACAACUCGGAAAGCAUUAUUAACUCUUUGUUUAAGAAAUUAAGUUUUAGCAUUACAUCA